Molecule: messenger RNA, 2307 nt
Organism: Salvelinus sp. IW2-2015
Lineage: Eukaryota; Metazoa; Chordata; Actinopteri; Salmoniformes; Salmonidae
Source: RefSeq, a predicted model, not a curated record
GGCCUCGUGUCCCUUCAACAUAUUUUAUUUCUAUGUUUUGGAGAAGAAGAAAAAAUCUCCCACUAUCCAGCUAGUUGGGCUAGUCUGGGUGGUCUAUCUCUUGCUUUGGCCGCUGAUUGUUACUUAUUAUCAUCCCAAACAACUCCUUCCUUUAUGUUAGAAGAAAUAGCUAUAUGAAGAGUCUCCGGUGUAAAGGGGAAACGGCUCCAACUCACGAUGGAAGACUGCUUGCACACUUCUUCAGAGAACCUGUCUAAGUUGGUCCGCUGGGCCCACAGUCACGGCACCAUCUGUGCUCUCAUCCCGAACCUCAAACACCUGCUCACCGAGGGUUCCCAUGGGAACCUGACCGCCAUGUGGGGGUGCAGCGCGGGCCACGCCUACCACUGGCCCCUCCCCGCCACCUGUAAGACGGGCCAGAAGGAGCGGGUUGGCUGCUACCAGGACAGCCGUAGCGUCAACUCGGACAGCCUCAGUGUCCAGGGAGGGGCCUUAGCCCGUCAGAGCAGCCCAGGAGGUGAGAGGUUUCUGGGGCGCUCCACCAAGGCCAAGGGAGGUGACAGCAGCCAGACCCGGGACUCCUGCGACUUCUCCAACUGCAGCGACGACAACACUGAGGCUGAUGACAACACCGAGGAGUAUAACAGCAACCUGUUUGAUAUUGUCUGUGAGUCCUCAGCCACGACGGACGAGGAUGGAGACGUAGACUACGAGCCUCGUCACAGACCCAGGAAGAGGGGUCCCCCGGGGGGCAUGCCCGGCCCCCAGAGACCCGGGUCUGAGGACAGGGGACAGGAGGACAAGUCAGUGAAGAAGAUCAAGCAGGAGACUGCUGAGGAAUAUUACACAGUGCCUAAAGCCCAGUUAGCAGCAGGGGGAUGUACUGACUCUGGCAUGGCCUCUGACUCAGUCUCCCAGUCCUCAAAGCCUAAUCACUCCCUGUCCCACCAUGCAUUGCCACACAAACCCUCCCAGCUGGACGCCGACUGUUUGGUUGGUGGCGUGUCGUCGUCUCUGCUGGGCCGCUCCCUUCCUCACAAACCUCUCCGAGGCUCCGUCUCCAAACCUUCCAUGAUGAGCACGAGUUCUCCCAGACACCAGGACCUGUCCUCGGUGUCGACCCAGGGCCUGAGCACCCUCCCUGGGGCAGGUAGUGAGCUGAUGGAGGACCUGCUGAAGCCUGGAGGAUCCGAGGGGCCGUUGGGGAACCCGACUCCCUCCUCCCUCAGUGGGAUGAACCCCGACCUCCUGGAAGCAGAGACCAAAGGAGAAGCUACAGACUUCUUCUGGCCCACCUCUUCAAGUCACUUUCUGACCAGCGAACCGACAGAGGAGAGACGGCGGGUUGAAGAGUUUGUUGCUAGUAUAGAUCUGGGUCAGCUACAGAGUCUUCAGACAGUCAUCCGCCAGGUUCUGUCUUUCCGUGAGAAGAAAACGGAGAGAGGGGAAGAGAGGAGAACGGAGAGAGGGGACGAGAGGAGAGGGGAGAGAGGGCAGGAUUGCCACCCCCAGUUCCAGUCUCAUCUUGAGACCAACCAACAGAGCCACCCCCAGUUCCAGUCCCAUCUUGAGACCCACCGGCCACAGCUUCAACCCCAACCUGAGCCGACGCGCUGGCGAGGCCGUCACAGGGAGCAGCUGCAGGGCCAGCAGGAGCUCUACCCCGGCUCAGGAGUCCUGCUGUCCUCCCUGCAGCUGGCCGCCAUGUUUCAGGAGGCCAGGGGGAACUGCAUGAGACUCUUUCAUCUCCUAUUCGAGCAUUUCUUCACCGAGGAAGACCUCAUAGGAGCGGUGGCCUUCGGCAGGAGGGGAAAAGUACCCGACGGCAAGAAGAUUCUUGACCGCAGAACGGUGGACGCAAUCAUAGGUCAGGGUCUGAAGGAAUGUGUAGAGGAGACUCAUGAGCAUGUCCUGAUGACUUCCUACAGGUCAGGGUCUGAGUGUCUGAGGGUCUCAUGUCCUGAUGACUUCCUACAGGUCAAAGGUCUGAGGAUCUCAUCAUUACAUGUCCUGAUGUCUUCCUACAGUGGGGUCCAGCUCUGUGUGGAGAUAGAGAGGCUGAGUGUGGAGCUGUAUAGUGUUCCUGUCUCAACCUUCCUGUCUUCGUUACCAAGUGGUCCAGCUCUGUGUGAGAUAGAGAGGCUGAGUGUGGAGCUGUAUAGUGUUCCUGUCUCAACCUUCCUGUCUUCGUUACCAGUGGGUCCAGCUCUGUGUGAGAUAGAGAGGCUGAGUGUGGAGCUGUAUAGUGUUCCUGUCUCAACCUUCCCUGUCUUCGUUACCCAGUGGGUCCAGCUCUGUGUGAGAUAG